AAUGUAAAGUAUGUCUUUAAAACAGGAAAUGUUGUUAUGCAUUUAAAUAAGAAUCUGUGGAGAGUAAGAAGGUAUCAUGUCGUCUGUCAACGCUUCUAAUUCAAAAGAAUGGCCCCAGCACAUUGUGAAUAUCUACACCGGCUUUCAGCAGUCCCAGGCUCUAUUUGUGACAACCGAGCUCGAAUUAUAUGAUCUUCUUGAGAAUAAUGGCAGGAUGACAGCAUUUGAAAUAGCCUGCAAGAAAAACAUAAACUUGGACGCAACAAAACGACUGCUAGAUUUCGCUGCUGGAUUGAAACUCAUUAGAAAAGAAGAUGGAUCAGAUCCUGCUAUCUACAGUAAUAUCCCAGAGGUAGCAGAUGCCCUACAAGCUAGUAAGCCUAACAACAUGGUGGCAGCGGUGCUCCAUGCUUCCCGCAUCCAGUACCCUUUAUUCCAGAAUUUGAGGACUGUUAUCAAGGAUGGAAAUAAUACACAGGCUUACAAAAAUGCGUUUGGAUUUGAGGUUACCUCUGAGACGUUUGAUUCGUUGUACAGUAGUGACCAAGACUAUUCAACCAUUUUCCUUCAAUUUAUGCAUGAUUUGUCUUCAAUCACGGCACCGGGUGUUGCUAAAUCGUUUGACCUUUCACCUUUCAGAAGAAUAUGUGACUUAGGAGGAGGCUCGGGAGCAUUAGCAUAUGCAUUAGCUUCUGAAUAUCCAGACGCUUCAGUAACAGUAUUUGAUCUACACUCUGCCAUAGAGAGUGCACAAAAAAUAAGAACUGAAAAAACAAAAAUGUUAAAAGUAGAUUUUAUUGCCGGAGAUUUUUUCAAAGACGACUUUCCUCAGGCCAACUUGUAUACCUUUGGAAGAAUUAUUCACGAUUGGGAAGAGGAUAAAGUUCACCAACUUUUAGAAAAGGCGUUUCAUUCUUUGGAAUCUGGGGGCGCUGUUUUGAUAGUAGAACUGCUUUUGAAUGAGACUAAAACUGGUCCCUUGCAUGUGCUACGAGCCAACGUUCAGAUGCUUACAGAGAUGAGCGGGAGAGAAAGAACAGAGGAAGAGUACCGUCAAUUGCUGGAUCAGCAUGGGUUUGUAAAUUUUCGAUGCCAGUUUGUCAUGGGGUAUAGCAGUAUGCAUGCAAUGAUAGCUUACAAACCAUGAAGUUGGCCAUUUAAUUAAGAAGUUGAACAAUAGUUAGCCACUUUAUCGAAAAUUAAAAUGUUAUUAUUAUUUAUUGUACUUGUAAUACAAAGACUUGGAUAACAAACUAUGUGUAAUAGCCGGAUUAUAUCAAAAUUGUUAUAAUGAAACUUUGAUUAAUAAAGUUAAAAUAAAAAAACAAAUUUAAGCUUAUUUCAUGAUGAUUAUUCAGACUCGUGCUUCAAAUAUUGAAACAGUUUUUUUUACAUCGAAUUAGAGAAUAGAAAAUUAAUUUUCCAGAUUUUAGUACUUCAUGCAUUACUAAUGAAGAUUUAAUUGAUUUAAUUUACAUACAUGGGCCUGUCACGCCAAAAUCGGUCCAGGGAACCAAUUUUGGCUGAAAUUUGUUCGGAUAUAAAUAUUGGUCCGGCCGGGACUAGUUUUGGAGUAGCCUAAAUCGUUUUGCCUAUGCCUGCUACAGUGUUACACUAUACGAGUUUGGUACUCAAUCAACAGCACAGUGAGUUGUUACUAAUUGGUCUGCAUAGAUUUUUUUGAGAGAAAUCUUUAGUGAAAAAAUUUAAAUUGAAUGACCAAUCAAAAUGAAAGUGAUGGCUUAAGUCCAAUCGGAAGCCAAUUUUGCAUACAUCACCUUAGUAUAAGAUUUACCGUAUUUCACAGUUGACUUUAUUUAGUAGGAAAGAGGCUGCAAUUUACAAUAAAAACAUUAACAUAUUUACCUACGAUGUUUGGUUACUUCUGGUACUUUAAAGAAUAAUAAAUAAUGAUUGUUUUUAAAAGAAGAAAGCGAGAAAGUUAAAUAUCACUGAAAAAGAAAAUGUAGUCCUUGCAUUCUACAAGUAUCACAAAACUUGAUAAAAUAACAAUACAGUAUAGUAUGUAUCAAUAGUAAUGAAAGUAUGUUAAAAACACCAAUCAAAUAUCCCAUAAUUACUAUAUAGGAUAAAAGAAGAAAGCAAGAAAUAAAAUAUAGUUAUUGCUUUAUACAAGUAUCACAAAACCUGAACUAUUAAUAUAGUAUUUAUCAAUAGUAAUGAAAGUAUGUUAAAAGCACCAUUCAAAUAUCACAUAAAAUUAUGCUCUUUAUAGCACUUGUCAAGAAUAUAUAGUAAUCACUUUAAUGUUUUACAUGAAAUGAUUUAAAUAAAAUCCAAACUGCUGCUUUUAUGUAUCGUUUACCGCGUAAUACUUUACCACUGAACAUCAUCAAUAUAAUACAAGAUUUUCUAGCAUCAAUUAUACUUAUCUUACUCCGUGCACAUCUAGGAGCAGGUGUUUUUCAGUUCUCUUUUGGGGUCCGAAAUUAUGGGCUAAUGUUCCUGAUGACCUAACAAAUAAAUUUACAUUGAAUAGUUUUAAAUAUCAUUUUAAGAAAUCUUUGGUCUCGGGGUAUGGUAAUUAGUUAAUUAUCUUUUUUCUUUUCUUCCUCUCAUUUCUAUUUGAGUCUUGAAAUAAUGUGUCUGGUCUUGUGUUCAAAACUGGAUUGGAUAUAAUUUUAUUGGUAUAUCAUUCUGUUAUUAUAUUAGUUGAAAUACAGCUAAUCAUUGGUACCAGUCACUUUUCCAAAUCUUUUGUUAAAGGUGGCUACGUCUUAAAGCUCUACUAGAAAUUACUGUAGCCUCCUUCCAUACAAUGUAUUUGUUUUAAUUUGCAUUCUUAUUGUAUACUGUCUUACUGUAUUGUAUGGAAAAUAAAUGCAUAUUUGAUUUGACUUGACUAGUA
This is a messenger RNA of Anneissia japonica, 2869 nucleotides long. Its product is annotated as acetylserotonin O-methyltransferase-like. Bases 77 to 1147 code for a protein of 356 amino acids. Gene Ontology annotation, molecular function: O-methyltransferase activity. The transcript is spliced from 6 exons. NCBI's taxonomy places the organism in Eukaryota, Metazoa, Echinodermata, Crinoidea, Comatulida, Comatulidae. The record is from RefSeq and is a predicted model, not a curated record.